AUGGCACCUUACAAGGCACUGUACGGCUGUAAGUGUCGCACUCCUUUAUUUUGGACUGAGUUGGUCUAUGAGACAGAGGAUAAGGUUAGAUUGAUUCAGGAUCGUUUGAAAGCGGCUUUUGACAGGCAAAAAUCUUAUGCAGAUUUGAAGAGGCAUAAGAUCGAGUUUAUUGGACUUUACCGUAUUCUGAAGCGAGUGGGACCAGUUGCUUAUCAGUUGGAGCUACCUCUGGCGUUGGAUUGUAUCCAUGAUGUGUUCCAUGUCUCUAUGUUGAGGCGUUACCACUCUAAUCCUACUCAUAUUGUCUCUGUUAAGGAGAUAGAGGUUAGACCAGACUCGACCUUUGAGGAGGAGCCUGCCCAAAUUUUGGAUCGUGACGUAAAGGUUCUGAGGAGGAAGACUAUUCAUUUGGUGAAGGUUCUAUGGCGUAACCAUAGCACUGAGGAGGCCAUGUGGGAGCCUGAGGAUGCGAUGCAUCAGUAG
Gossypium raimondii (Peruvian cotton) is the source of this 483-nucleotide messenger RNA. RefSeq lists its product as uncharacterized. The record is from RefSeq and is a predicted model, not a curated record. Bases 1 to 483 code for a protein of 160 amino acids. NCBI's taxonomy places the organism in Eukaryota, Viridiplantae, Streptophyta, Magnoliopsida, Malvales, Malvaceae. The transcript has 2 exons.